UUUAUUUAUUUCACUGCUCAUUCGAAUCAUCCACUUCGUGUGGCCAGGACUUUAAAAAACUCCAGUUCAAUUUUAAGCUCUAAAUACAUUUUCACUCUAUUUUUUGUAUUCAAAAUUCAUCAUGACGAGCGAAGUGUUCAAGGCGGCGUUCUCCUCGGGGAAGGAAUACUCGGCUGAAGAGAAGGAAAAAUUGGUCCAGUUCAGGAAAAUGGUGGCGGACUUGUCCCUGACCGAGGAACAAUUGGAGGACGACUAUCUCAUAAAAUGGUUACGAGCCAGAUACUUGGAUCUUCCCAAGGCAUCCGAGAUGCUUCGAGCCUCCAUGAAGUGGCGGAAGGACAACGACAUCGACACGCUGCUGGAACGGGAGGGCGACUCCAUCCCGGAGGACAUGAAGAAGGGGUCGCCACUCGCGUGGUGUGGCAUUUCGAAAGAAGGCUACGGCACGUUUAUCUUCCCCUUGGGGAGAAAUGAUCUUCGAGCCAUGAUUGAAAAGUAUGGGGUCAAGGCGUGUGAAAGAUAUAACAACAUCUUCAUGCUGCAAAUGCUGAAAAUUAUGAAGGAAGAAGGCGAGAAGAAAGGUGUCAAGUGCACGCAACUGAUUGAAAUUUGCGAUUGCGAAGGGUAUUCAUAUCGACAAAUGGCCACGAAACAAUGUCGCGAGUUUAUGACAAAUAUGCAAAAUAACAUGGAUGCCAAUUAUCCCGAGCUCUUGCGAUACGCUAUGAUGAUAAAUACUCCAAAGGUCUUCGCCAUAAUAUUCAACUUGCUGAAACCACUCAUUCCUAAGGCAACGUUGGACAAGAUUGAUAUAUUUGGGCCAGACCCAGAGAAAUGGCGAGCCGUCGUACGAGAGAAGUUUCCUGUCGAACUAAUUCCCGCCUAUUGGGGUGGAGAUUUAGUAACGGAGGAUGAGUAUGCGAGUGGUCAUCCAAUUUGGCUUCAAGGGCCGGCCGACUUGGGCCCUUUUAUGAGAGGUUUGGCUGAGGAAGACGCGGCUUACACCAAAGUUACGAUUGCCGCUCGAGAGAGAUUUAUCCAAGAGGUCGACGUUGCUGAGAAGAAUACAAUUAUCGAAUGGAAAUUUAAAUCCGAGGGACAUGAUGUCGGUUUUCACGUGUUUUAUUCAAAGGAGGCCCGUGCGAAGAAGGAGCAGUGGGAAGACAUCGUCCCCUUGGCGCGGGUUGACGCUCACACGCAAGUUCAGGAGGGGUCUCACCUCUGCGAAAAGGAGGGCAUCUACUCCCUCGUUUGGGACAAUGGGUUCAGUCUCAUGAAGGCGAAAACCAUCCUGUACCAGAUUUCAUUCGUUGAUCCAGCCCAUCAAGAAAAUCCAGAUGCUUAAUUUGUCUAAUGAAUGGGUUGAUUGGCUAAUUUGUAGAAUUGAAUCUGUGUGAAUAAAGUAUUAUUUGAGACAAAA
Messenger RNA from Folsomia candida, 1420 nucleotides. Its product is annotated as retinal-binding protein. The coding region runs from base 122 to 1345 and encodes 407 amino acids. Lineage: Eukaryota; Metazoa; Arthropoda; Collembola; Entomobryomorpha; Isotomidae. The transcript is spliced from 4 exons. Gene Ontology annotation, cellular component: cytoplasm. The record is from RefSeq and is a predicted model, not a curated record.